GUUUGGAUCAGUGGGGUAAUUCCUGAAGCUCCAGUUGUAGCAGGGGUCGAACUACUGGUGACAUCGGUACAGCCCAUCUGUCUUGCUGUGGACUCUCAGUCUGUUUUGGUCCCUGUGUCGCUGUGCAGUCCGGAUGCUCUUUCCCGUGUGGUGGACUUGUGUUGUGGCAUGGGUGGAUUUUCCUCUACUGCCAGUCGUCUUGGAUUUAGUGUGCAGGCUGGGGUUGAUCAGAAUGGCAUUUGGCAGUCCCUUUUUGGCACUUUGCAUCCUGGGGCAACGUUUGUCUGUGGUGACCUUGCGGACCCCUCGGUUGUCCAAAAGUUGAUGCAGCAGGAUCUUUUUCAUGCCGUUGUCUGUGCUGGAAUUGCCUGUCAGCCCCAUUCGGUUUUGGGGGAUCGUCGAGGCAUGGAGGAUCCCAGGUCUGCCUCCCUACCCAAGUCGCUCUUGAUUGGUUGGCUUCUCCAAUCGGCUGCACUGAUCCUCGAGUGUACUCCUGAGAUCUUGAGAGACGCUGCUGCUCAGGAGAUCAUUCGCCAAUUUGCAGUGGACACUGGAUUUCGUGUCAGCCAGGCCAUUGUCAAGCUUGGGAAUGUCUGGUGCACUCGACGUGAUCGUUGGAUUGCUGUGCUUACUGCCCCGGUUGUGUCUCCUUGUGAGUUGCUUGACCUCCCCAUGGACUCCGACAUUAGGGUUGUUGCUGACUUGAUCCCUGAGUUCCAGCUUUGGCAUCAGUAUGACCAGAACCAGCUGGUGCUGAACUUGUAUGAACUGUCGAAGUACUACCAGUUUGCAGCUGGGGGCAUGGAAGCGAUUUGGUUGAAACCACAUGAGAAGCUGCCGACCUUGUUGCAUAGUGCUGGCAAUCAACUGUACACGUGUGCAUGUGGUUGCAGAGCUGCCUUGAGUGACAAGCGCCUGAGCCAACGAGGCCUGAUCGGCACUUUGCUGAAGUUGGGCACGUCACAGGUACACAUGCAUGUUUGCAUGGAGCAUGCACGAUACCUCCACCCCAUUGAAAUGUGGGCACUCAUGGGAGGCAUGCCAAACAUAUCCAUGGGCCACAAUUUGCGCCUUGCCAUGUCUGGAGUUGGUCAAGCAGUGGCACCCAUCAUGGGGCUUUGGAUUUUUGCCCAAGUGAAACGAUGCUUGGACUUGACGCCUGAAUUGCCAAACCCAUGUGAACCUUCGAAAGUCUUGCAAACCUACAUGCAUGAGGUUGUAGCGUGCUGCUGCACCAUGUGGCCCCUGCCAGUUGCUCCCACGGCUGUGGAACCUACUGAUGUUGACGACCCCAUUGAAGAUGCAAGCAUGACAUGUGUUGUCACCCGUCCGUUGACUGAUGAACCUGAUGUUGCAACUGGCCUGUCCCCCGGUACCACUGGGUCCCAGUUGUUGCAAGCUGAGGCCAAUCUUGGGCUUUUGGUCGAUGACUGUUUGGUUCGCAUUGAUGGACUUGCGGUUGAUCCGAACCUGCCUAUUCCAGGUGGUUCACUUGUUGCCAUUGUCCCUGCCAGUUGGACUCCUGACCAGUUGAGGGCGCAGCCUCACCUGCCUUGUUGCCUUGACUCUGCUGAGCAGGACUUAUUGGGGAUGCAGGGACCAGUGUGGGGAGAUGACGAGAUCAUGCAUGGACUUUUGCAAGUUGCAGUUCUCACGGAAUCGGAUCAAAGGGUUCAUGUUUGGGAUCCAUUGCUUGUUACUGGAUUGGUGCAACAUGACCAGCCUGCCACCUGGAAAGAACUUGUCUCUGUGUUGGGUCCUGUUGCCACGGUCAUCUCUGCGGUGCUCCUUGGAAAUCACUGGAUUCCACUGGUUUGGAGGGUUGAUAUGGUGGGGGUUGUUCUGCAUUCUCUCUCGGUGUCCCCGGACUUUGAAUCCACCUUGGACGGAUUGAGUCGAGUUAUUGGACUUGUGCGGGGUGGUGCCCAGGGGGUCUGGAAAGCCCAUAGUAUUGGAUUUCUCCCUGCUGGCCAUUGUGGGGCCUUGUGUUUGAGUUUUGUGCGACACCUUUUGUGGGGACACAACAUGGUCGCUGAUCCACUUGCCCUGGAGGAGUUUGCCCACAAGAUCCGCUUUGAGUUUGGUGAUGGGCUUCCUGAUCCAUGUCAACGUCCACGUCUGGCUGGUCUUGGUCUUUCGUUGUCCAACCGUCUGGCUGUGCUCUUGACUCAGCAUGGUGUCUCUGAAGUUGAAUCUGCACAGCGUGCUUCUGCUGUCCUGAAGGCACUUGGUGAAGAAGGGGUUUCAAGGGCUCUUGAUGCAGCCAAUCCCUGGAGGGAACUCAAAUGGUUGGCCAACCAACUGCGGCCGCCGUAUAUGCUGAUCAAGCCUUCUGAGCUCCAGAUGCAGGUUUCCAAACGCCAGGCUGACAGGCCAAUUGGCCAUAAGAAGCACAAGCAGGCCAAAGGCAAAGGCAAGGGUGUCCCUCCUGGUGCCAGUGUUGACCCAUCCCUUUUGCGGCUUGAACAUGGAAUUUUUCAGAGCGACAAUGGCCAAGGAUUGAGCCAACUUCCAUUGCCCCAAAUUGGGCCAAAUGCUGCCGGGGUUGCUGUGGUGUCAGCAGCUUGUGUCGAGCCCUAUCUUAAAGCACCCAACCCUCUGUCCACUGGUCCAUUGGCUUUCUUUGUGGUUGAUGCUGAGGGCCCUUUGCCUACCUCAUUCCCGGUCACUGCUGAGCGUGUCCCGUUGGUCUGUGCUGCUAAUGGUGAGCCUUUGCUUGUUGAUGGCCUUCUUUUCCAACUUGGUGUAAUCCGGGUUCAAAGGGCUCCAGUUCAGCAGGGAUGUGAAGUUCUUUCCAUUCCAACAUGCGUGGUGAAGGCUAUGGUGUUCCGUGAUGAAACGGGUGAGGAUUGGCAGACUGUUGUUGCUCACCCACUGCAGCACAUCUUUGAGAAGAUCCCGCCAAUGCAAGCGUGUGGGGACCCAGAAUGCCCAGGAUGUGAAGCGUGGCACAAAUCGCCCCAAGCACCUAUGGACUCUCCGGUGCUUGAACUCUGGGGCAAGCAGUGGUUGCGUAUGGACUUUUCUCAUUGCCCACCAGAAAAAGCUGACAUGUUUACGGCCCACAUCCGCCUGCCGGAGCACCUUCAACUCCAGGUGCAGCACUUCUCAGGGCAUAGUGGGGUUUACCUUGAGCCGAAAGCCCUGGAUGGCAGAAAGCCCUCACCUGACUUUCAGGUGGUGUGGAUCCCCAAGUUGGAUGCUUCCCAGUUGUUGCUGCAACGCCAGACCAUCCCCAAUGUGGUGGGCAUGGCAAGACUAGGAGCCAAAGUUGGACUGAGGUGCCGUACUGAGCAUGCUGCUGAAGUCUUUGCAAAGCUGAAGCCGGGCCAUACGUUCCUUCCUCCGGGAAAGAGGCAGACCUUUUUGGUGGGACCUUUUCCAUUUGGAACCCUGCAAGCCUCUGUUGCCAAGGCACUGCAGUCCGCAGGAUGGACGGCCAAACCAGUCCAAGCUGUUCCAGCCAAGUCUCAUGUCCAAGGGCUUAUGUUGACCAUCCAGAAACACGAUCCCUGGGCCAAGGCUGCAAGCAAACUGCCACAGAAGCCCCAAACUUUCCAAAUUGGGAACCCACUGGAAGAUAUGACCCAAAAGGUCGUGGCCGAGGUCCUUGCCCAGCUGCCGAAGCCAGGAAUGGAGGUUGAUGAUGACGUCAAUGUGGAUCGCCGAGUCUCUCAGCUGGAGUCUCAAGUUCAAGACCUGCAGAACCAAGCACAGAGUUUGGCCAAGACUACUUUGCAGAAUGCCCAAGAUACCGCCGCCAACUUCCAAGAUCUCCGUACCCAGGUUCAUCAGCAGGACCAGCAAUUUGAGCAAGCGGUGGCCACCCAGGCUCACACGAUUCAAACGUUCCAAGAUGCCUUCCAAGAGCAGUUCCGACAGCAGGAACACCCUGACCCGGUGGGAUUUGGAUUUCCCCGUAUCCUGGAGGGCUUUCUCUUUUGCUGUCGUUGGCUGGAAUGUUUGCCUUGGGGUCCACUGGGUCCACGGGGUCUCUCGUUGUUUUGCCUCGAGUCGACUGUCUCAGCGUUCAGCACUGGCAGGGGUCAUGUCACUUGGCGACUAGUUGCGCUUGGCCUCGGGGUUACCUUGGUGGUUUGGCCUUUGUCCGAUGUCUUGCAUUGGUGCAGCGUGGUGACAUUGGUGGUUGGUAUGGCGGUCAAUGAGGUUUGGGUAACAGUUGGGAUGCUCUAUGGUUUGCCAGGUAAUGCUGCUCACAAGCAAGCCCGGCAUCAAACAGAUGCCCUCUUAGCUGAAUUGGUCGACCGGGUUGGUGCUCAAGCAACUGGUCCUCGGGUCAUCGGUGGGGACUUUAAUUUUGCACCUGAGGAACUCCAACAGCUGCAAAGGCUCCAUGACUUAGGCUUUCGUGAGGUGCAAGAUCUUAAUGCCUGGCGUUUUGGAAUCUCUGCUCAGGCCACUGGACGAGGUACCAAGAGGAUUGACCAGAUGUGGAUUUCGCCUGAGUUGCAACUUGCCUUUUUGGGUGCCCGGGUUGUCUUUGACUAUUGGGCUGACCAUGUUGAGUUGCGAGCCAAGUUGUGGAAUCAACAUCAUGGGGUCUUUGUGACCAAAGCUCAAUGUGGAAGAGCGGCAGUUUUGGAUUCGAAACCUGUGAGGCAAUCGCAAUGUGCAGUGAAGAAAGCCCGCCAAGGUGACCUUCAGCCUGCCUACAUUGGCACUAGCCUACAACAUGCCCGUUUUUUCCGCCAGCUUCGGAGACUCCAGUCUCUCUGUCGCAUCUUGGUCAAAGGGGUUUCCAGUUUUCAGGGGAAGUGCAACCUUGAUGAUACUUGGCGUGCCAUACGCUGUGCUGCGGGCUUCCCGGGUGGAUUUGGACUUUGGUGGGAUGCUCAUGACUUGAAACCUGCGUUGGGUGGCCCCUUGCCUUUGAUGUGCCCUUCUUUGGACUUUGCCCAGGGCCUCUUUCAGGGUUUUCAGGCGUACGUGCGGGCUUAUGAGCGUGACUUGACCAGUCGCCGAUACCAACAUGCCAAAGCCAGGCGGGAACAUAAUCUUGCUUUUGUCUUUCAGGACUGCAAAGAUGACCCCCUGCCCAAAGCUGAGACCCUUCUUGAUCGGGUUGCCCUCUCUGUUGAAGAAGUCCGUGAAGAGGACCAGUCGGUUGUGCUGGUGCAGCCCUCUCCUUUGUUGGCCGAUGUCCCGGUGGUUAUCCAAGGCCAGGUUGUUGAAGUUGUGGCCCACUCUGAGGAUCAAAUCUGGCUUGAAUCUGUGGCUGGUCUUUCCCCAGGUGAUGUCCUUACUCAAGAACGUCCGGUCACCUCUGAUUUGGACAUUCUGCAACGGUUUGCCGAUGCAUGGGCGCCACGAUGGACUAAGCAAGCCCAUGUUUUGCCUGGUCAAUGGGACCAAAUCUGUGGCUUCUUGGACAAAACCCUCCGCCCUUUGCACUGGGACCAUUUUGAGUGGACUUCUGAUCGGCUGAUGCAGGCCAUUCGCCAUAAGAAACGAUCAGCGGCCAAAGGGCCAGAUGGAGUUUCCCAACCAGACUUAGCUGCACUUCCCGAGGAUGCCUUGCAAGCUGUAGUCAGUAUGUUUGGUGCUGUCGAAUCUGGGUCUUCUUGGCCAGCUCAACUUGCCAAUGGCUUUGUUUCCAGUUUAGCUAAACGACCUGAUGCAGCCAAGGUUGAUGAAUUCCGUCCUGUGGUGGUUUACAGUCUUCUGUACCGGGUUUGGUCUUCGGAGCGUGCCCGUGAAGCCUUGCGAUGCAUAGCCAAAGUCCUGCCCGACAGUGUCCAGGGUGGUGUGCCGGCCCGUCAGGCCAAAGCCAUUUGGUAUGAACUUGCUACAGCCUUGGAGCAGUCGUAUUUCCAUGGCACGAGCCUUCAUGGGCUACUGAUGGAUAUCCAGAAAGCUUUCAACAACAUCCCACACGGGCCUCUUUGGUAUGCGCUUUCGCUGCUACACUUCCCUGAGUCUUCCCUGCGUGCCUGGGCUGGAUUUGUUUCCAAGCAAACUCGCCGUUUUCGGGUUCGUCAGUCGGUUGGGGCUCCGUUGGCAUCUAACUGCGGUCUGCCUGAAGGGUGUGCCUUCUCCGUCUUCGGAAUGGUGGUGGUUGACUGGAUUUUGGAUUUGUGGCUUCAUGCUCAAAAUGUUCCGGUCUGUCUGCGCACCUUCGUCGAUGACUGGGGUCUUCUUUUCCAUGAUGCGAGUGUUUUUGAAAGGGCUUGGACUGCAGUCGAGACUUUUACCGAGCAUCUGGAUUUAGCUCUUGACCUUUCCAAGACCAGGGUUUGGUCCAAUGCUGCAUCGGCCAGGAAGGAGUUUCGGUCCAGUCAGGUUGCAGUCGCCAGGGCGGCACGAAACCUUGGUGCCCAUCAAAACUUUACCAGGCAUUGCCACAAUGCCGAGCUCCAAAAGCGGCUGGUGAAGCUUCCACAAGUUUGGGUGAGGUCAGGGGCUAUGCGGGCACUUAGAGCCGAUCGCAAGGGUGCUAACCCGAUGCUCCAUUUGGUUUCUUCCUCGCCAUUGACCGAUCCAGAGGCUUGGGCAAUUCUUCAAACCCUCCGUGAUGCUCGGGAUUUGGGAAAUGCGUGUCAACUUGAAUCCAUGCUUGGAUUGUUUUCCCAGGGAGGGGAGGGUCUGCCACACAAUGGCCCCACCUCUGUUUUGUUGUCGCGGCUCCACCGCAUUGGCUGGGCAGUGGGAGGUCAAGGUUUGGUUCAGGAUCGGUUUGGCACUUUCAGUGUCUCACAUGUUGCCUGGGAUGAAUUGGUGCUUCGUUUCAAGUUUUCUUGGGGCCGUGUCCUUGCUGAUGAGGUUGCCCACCGACCGACCUUCAAUGGCAUUGAGCAGGUGGACUUGCCAGAACUGUACCGUGCCCUGCACAAGUUUGGUCCCGUGGAUUUGGUCUACCUGCGGUGUCACCUUGACGGUACCCUGUUUACCCAAAAUGGCAGGGCGAAGUUUGAUUCUUCGGUGUCUGCGACUUGUCCAUGGUGCACUGCCAAAGAUGGUUUUCACCACCGUGCCUGGGAAUGUCCCCACUUUGCCCCCUGUCGUCGCCACUUUACAGCUGAGCAACUUGCUGUGGUUGGCUCUCUUCCUUCCUGUCUUGUUGACCAUGGUUGGCCUGUCGUCUUACCUGAAUGGGAGAUCUUUGUUGGGCUUCUGCUUCGGGCUGAUGGAUUUCCACGGGUGUCACCAGUAGUCCCCCCUGUUGCAAGUGAAGUUUCGGUUGACUUGUUUACAGAUGGAUCGGGAGCUUAUCCAAGGGAACCCAAGCUCCGAUUCGCGGCCUGGGCAAUUACAAUGGUGCCUGGAGGAGUCGGAACACUUGACAACAGACUGAUUUUGGCAGGUCAUGUGAAUGGGAUCAUACAAACCCCCUACAGGGCAGAGCUGACGGCAGUGUUGGCAGCUAUCACUUGGGCCUCGCAGAGGCAACAGCGUGUCAGGCUUUGGUGUGACUGCCAAGGAGUAGUUUCAGGGCUCAGGAGAAUCUUGCGCCGUUUGCCGCUCAAGCGCAAUCGGCCGCAUUCGGACCUUUGGAAUCAAUUGAACAGUUUGGUAGGCUCUUUGGAUCCAGGCAUGGUUCAAAUUUUCAAAGUGGUUUCGCAUGGUCAGAUCUCGCAGGCCUCUGGGCCAAUUGAGGAGUGGGCGUAUUGGCAUAAUCAUCUCACUGACCUUGCGGCAGCCGAGGUGAAUCAACGACGCUCACCCGAAUUUUGGGUGGCAUGGGCGGGACUGGCUCAAGCGCUUGCAUUUCACAGGUCUCUUCAUGGUGCAAUUUUGAAACUGCUUUUGAUGACGUCGCGCAUGGCGGCAGCUGAUCAGACAGUGCCCCCGAAGCCGCGGCCUUUACAGGUGGAACCGGCAGUUCAAGUCCCGGUGGUCCCGCAGACAUGGCAGGUGCCGCCGAAAUUCAUCCAGCGCUACGGCCACAUCAACAUGCAACAUCUCCAUGCGUGGUGGAGUCAGACUGGGAGUGCUAUGUUGCAAGGGGACGGACCAUUAGCGUUCAUCUCGGGCAUUCAGAUCUUCAUGGCUUUCAAUCUUCACACUGAAUUUACAGGUCCCUGGUGCCAUAAGAUGCGCUGGUAUGGAACAGAAGACGCAGCUCCCAUUACUGCCCGUAUCCAGUGGGGCGCGCGGUGUCAGUGGUUCUUGCGAAUGUGGAAGUCUUACAUGAAAGCCAAUCAGGUUUUGAUCCCUACUCGUAUGACGAGACCUUGCUCGGCAUCAGUAUCCCGAUGGACAGUCUGCUACCGUAUGAAGUGGAGUCAACGAUUGCUGGAUGGUGUGGACGAAGCUCUGCUCGCCCAAAACGGGCGACAAAUCACGUCCACCAGUGAUGUGAUGGGUCUCA
Messenger RNA from Cladocopium goreaui, 8329 nucleotides. NCBI's taxonomy places the organism in Eukaryota, Dinophyceae, Suessiales, Symbiodiniaceae. The record is from the annotation of a GenBank genome assembly.